Phlebotomus argentipes is the source of this 2329-nucleotide messenger RNA. Its product is annotated as FMRFamide receptor-like. Gene Ontology annotation, molecular function: G protein-coupled receptor activity. Lineage: Eukaryota; Metazoa; Arthropoda; Insecta; Diptera; Psychodidae. Gene Ontology annotation, cellular component: membrane. Bases 614 to 1984 code for a protein of 456 amino acids. Gene Ontology annotation, biological process: G protein-coupled receptor signaling pathway. The transcript is spliced from 3 exons. The record is from RefSeq and is a predicted model, not a curated record.
CGAAGUAUAGCGCGAAGCUUUAUAUUUCGCGAGUUAUCUAGAUAAAGCGCUCGUUAAUGCUCAAUCGAAGGGUUAAAUCUGUGUGAAGUGUUGUGUGAUGAAUGGUUGUUGGCAGAAGUUUCGCAAUCAGACAGUUUCAAAGCAAAAAGGCCCCGGUGUGAAGGAUAAUUAGGAAGUGGUAAAAGAAAGGGUUCAAGGGAUACAAAUUGGAUACACGCUCCUGACCUAUUGAGUGCCCCUUCUCAUUUGCGGGGUUCUUAAUUGUGGCAGCUGAAGGAGAAGAAGAAAGUCCUAAAUAUCUACCCAGGCUUUUUAUAUCCUCUUGCGAGAUUGCCGUAAGACAGUAUAUAAUUCUUCAAGACCACGCAUUCGAUGUGGGAAAAGCCUCCUACGGGCAUGUUCUCACUCUGGCAGCAGUAACUUGGCGGUGUCAGUGAAGUUAGGAGGGGGUGGAGGCCGCCCGGGAACGCAAUAAAAUGUGAAUUGAGCCACUUAGUGUGACAAGAGUGACAAGAUGAACUGGCUUGGAAUUCACAGCGAUGCGGGGGGGUCCCAAUUCGUACUGCAUAUCAAUGCACUCCCAUCUUAAUCGCGCCGGAAGGCCAAAUUAAUCAUGAAUAUCCUCCCGGAAGGGGACGCGGAGGUGGACAACAGCACCGCCCUGGACUGGCUGGCGGGCAAUGGCACUCUCAUGCCCGCCAAUGAGAUGGGGUACUUUAAGAACCUCUGUCUCUACACCUACAAUCCCACAGACGAGAUCGUCACGUUCCAGUUCUGGGUCUGCGGCGUCGUGCUCAAUAUUGUGGGUGUUCUUGGCAUUCUGGGGAAUGUACUCUCCAUGGUGAUCCUCUCUCGGCCCCAAAUGCGCUCCAGCAUCAAUUAUCUCCUGAUCGGACUGGCGCGCUGUGACAUCGUUCUCAUCUUAACCUCCGUCCUGCUCUUCGGCAUUCCCAGCAUUUAUCCCUACACCGGCUACCUCUUCUUUUACCACUACUACAUCUAUCCUAACAUAUCACCCUACGUUUUUCCUAUCGCCAUGGUCGCUCAGACGGCCAGCAUCUACCUCACAUUCACCGUCACACUGGAACGCUUUGUGGCCGUUUGUCAUCCGCUCCAGGUUCGCGCACUCUGCACAUAUGGUCGAGCUAAACUCUAUGUCGUGGUGUGCAUUGUCUUUGCCAUCUUGUACAACUUACCACGAUUCUGGGAAGUCAGAGUGCAGGAAUUUGACUUCAAGGGUGGCGUUGUAUACUGCGUGACUGCAUCAGAGAUGCGCUUGGAUACUUACUACAUUGAAAUCUACAUUCACUGGCUGUACUUGAUCUUCAUCUACGUUCUCCCUUUUAGUCAGCUUGCAAUUCUCAACUCUUUAAUUUACGCUCAAGUGCGUCGGGCGAAUCGAGAACGCCAACGUCUGAGUCGGACGGAGAAACGCGAGAUUGGCCUAGCUACCAUGCUUAUUUGCGUGGUUAUAGUGUUCUUCCUCUGCAACGUCCUCGCGAUGAUCAACAACAUUAUGGAGGCGUUCUAUGCCACUACAAAUGACUAUCUGGUCAACGCAUCCAACCUACUCGUCACCAUCAACUCCAGUGUCAACUUUAUCAUCUACGUGAUCUUCGGGGAGAAGUUCAAGAGGAUUUUUUUAACGCUAUUCUGCAAGGGACGCAUAGGCCGUGAGUCGCCAGAUGGACUAAUUCAUGAUGAUAGCUCCUUCUCCAAUGGAGAUGGCAAUCACAGGAAUUCGGGGCGGUUUCAGCGGCACGGCACAACGAGAAGCAGCACGCGAAGCAACGGAACGAGCCUGAGGAUCACCAGGUCCGUUCGAGUCCGCGCCCCCUCGCCGGGUCCAUGCGUCUACUACCCGGCGAGGGACUUUAAGCCGCGCGGAGGCUUAGUAGCGCGAAGUGUCUCUGUGCAGAAUUGUGACUGGGAACGUGAUACUGUGGUCAAUGGCAAUGGGCUAGUGUCUACCACUGGCUUCUAAGCACUGUGUAUAUAUUGUAAAAAGAAGGGUAAAAGUCUAUGCAGAGAGAUUUUAAGUGUUCUGUGAUGAUAUCACAUCGAGAUGUGUUUUAAAAGGGUGGCCAUGAACCGUCUCAAGGGGCCGAGAAAAGCUCCUCUUGAGAAAAAUGUUCAAUCCCGAGAAAAUUCUAUCAGACAAUGAAAUAGGAAAGCUUUUAUUGUGUCUCCAAAGCCAAUAAGAGAAAUGGAUUCUUUUUUUUUGUAAAAAAAAACAGUGUGAAAAGAAGAUUAAACAGCAAAAAUAAAAUUAGGAGUUACAAAUUCACUGGAAUGAGAAUUAAUUCCAUCUUCUUCAUCGGGGCAGAUA